Molecule: messenger RNA, 2765 nt
Organism: Loxodonta africana (African savanna elephant)
Lineage: Eukaryota; Metazoa; Chordata; Mammalia; Proboscidea; Elephantidae
Gene: CDR2
Product: cerebellar degeneration related protein 2
Exons: 5
Coding region: 120-1490 (456 amino acids)
Source: RefSeq, a predicted model, not a curated record
CCGGGGCGGCGGCGGGUCCCGCCCGCCGGAGGGCGGCUCUGGCUGAGGGCGGAGGGCCCGGGGCAGCGGCUGAGGCGGGACGGCGGCGGGUACCGCUGCCCCCGGAAGACGCGGCCGAGAUGCUGGCGGAGAACCUGGUGGAGGAGUUCGAGCUGAAGGAGGAUGAGCCGUGGUACGACCAUCGGGACCUGCAGCAAGAUCUCCAGCUUGCUGCUGAGCUUGGGAAGACAUUACUGGAUCGGAACACAGAGUUGGAGGAUUCUCUUCAGCAGAUGUACACAACCAAUCAGGAGCAGUUACAAGAAAUUGAGUAUCUGACCAAACAGGUGGAGCUUCUACGGCAGAUGAAUGAGCAACAUGCAAAGGUUUAUGAGCAAUUAGAUGUCACAGCGAGGGAACUGGAAGAAACAAAUCAAAAACUAGUUGCUGACAGCAAGGCUUCACAGCAAAAGAUUCUGAGUCUGACUGAAACGAUUGAAUGCCUACAAACCAACAUUGAUCAUCUUCACAGCCAAGUGGAGGAGCUGAAGUCAUCUGGCCAAGGGAGAAGGAAGCAGGGGAGAUGUGAGCAGCAGAGAGCGGCGCCCAGCUUCUCGUGUCUGAAAGAGCUGUAUGACCUUCGCCAACACUUUGUGUAUGAUCAUGUGUUUGCUGAGAAGAUAACUUCCUUGCAAAGUCAGCGAAGCCCUGAUGAAGAAGAAAAUGAACACUUGAAAAAAACAGUGACAAUGUUACAGGCCCAGCUGAGCCUGGAGCGGCAGAAGCGGGUGACUAUGGAGGAGGAAUAUGGGCUUGUGCUAAAGGAGAACAGUGAACUAGAACAGCAGCUGGGGGCCAUGGAUGCCUACCAAGCACGGGCACGGGAGCUGGAGGCUGAGGUGGCCGAGAUGCGGCAGAUGCUGCAGUCGGAGCACCCUUUGGGGAAUGGGGUUGAGAAGCUGGUGUCAGACUCGCUGUUUGUCCCUUUCAAAGAGCCUGGCCAGAGUCUGCUGGAGGAGAUGUUCCUAACUGUGCCGGAAGCACCUAGAAAGCCUCUCAAGCGCAGCAGCAGUGAGACGGUCCUGAGCAGCUUGGCGGGGGGUGACAUCGUGAAGGGCCAUGAGGAGACCUGCAUCAGGAGGGCCAAGGCUGUGAAGCAGAGGGGCAUCUCCCUUCUGCAUGAAGUGGACACUCAGUACAGCGCCCUGAAGGUGAAGUAUGAAGAGCUGCUGAAGAAGUGCCAGCAGGAACAGGACUCCCUGUCACACAAGGCUGUGCAGACCUCCAGGGCUCCAGCCAAGGACCUGUCUGGAGUGAAGGCCCAGCCUGAGCCCGGCGCUGGAAGCUGGGAGCUGAUCUCUGUUACCCCAGAGCCCAUCGAUUCCCCCACUGCUGCAACGCCUCCAGAAUACAAAGUGCUUUUUAAGGAGAUCUUUAGUUGCAUCAAGAAAACCAAGCAGGAGAUAGAUGAACAGAGAACAAAAUACCGGUCUCUCUCCUCUCAUUCUUAACUGAACCGACAGCUCUUCUACUAAUUUGCCUAUUUCCUAUCACCUCUCUCUCCCAAAAGUGUUUGUAGAGUUAGUCUGAUGUUGCUUAUGACGUUUCCUCCUUGCAUUGCUUAUUUGGCAAAUAUGUACAGCGAGGAAAAGAGGUGGCUGCUGGUGUCAGUUCUACAGUCCAGUUCCCUUUAAGCGCUCCAGGAAAUUCCAUGACAAACUGGCCUCUGGCAGGCACACUGAUUAGGCUUUGACUCCUGGAAAAGCCCCCAAACCAGUGGAGGGAAAAUGAACAUUCCUGGAGAAGUAGGUUGGUAGUAACUAUGUUGUUGUUGUGUGCUGUUUUGAGUCGAUCUCCAACUCAUAGUGACCCUAUGUGAGAGCGUAGAACUGCCCCGUGAGGUUUCCUAGGCUGAAAUAUUUAUGAGAACAGAUGGCCAGGUGUUUUCUCCCUCAGAGCCGCUGGUGGAUUUGAACCACUGACCUUUCGGUUAGCAGCCUAAUGCUUAACCGUUGUGCCACCACGGCUCCUGUAGUGACUGCAGCGUGGUGAAAAGGGCAGAGCUGAAGCAAAGCUAAGGCAGCUCCUCCUGCCUCUCGGCUUAAAAGUCACCUAGAAACCAGGGAAGGGGCAGCCAAACUGAAACAUCUUGCAAAACGCUGUUGGAUACUGUGACUUCAUUAAGAAGACUGUUCAGGAGAAAACAGGGGUCUAAUCCAGAAUAAAUGGCAUUAACAAAUACUCCAAGCCCUUGGGUUUUGUUACAUCUCCACCAGUUGAACUGUGACUGGCAGGUAACACGUAAUAUAUCUAAAUUGAACUGAAUACCAACCUGAAAGGGCAAGCUUUGAUUUGAUCAAAAUUAGCUUGUUAGCACACACCCUAGAGGGCCACCCAUGAAUUCAAAUGUUUUUACUCAAGGCAUUUACUCAAUGUGUUUAUCUGACAUUUAGGAUAGAUGAAUAUGUAAAUGUUUAAUUCCUUUCUCAAAUUUUAACUAAAGAGGGAAGAUCAAACUAUUCGUUCUACGUGUCCAUGAGCUGGCUGACCUGCUGGCCACAAGCUGCUCUUGCUCAGUUCCUGUCAUUCCUGUAAAUGUUGUUGACUUGCUGCAGAAAUUCCUUUCUGCCACUUCAUUAAACAGUAUUGUGUGUUCCAACUGUAAAAAUAUAUUCACCCUCUCACUUGCAUACUUUUAAUUUAAAACUAUUUAAGAGAACUGAGGUUUGGAUUAUUGUAUAUAUUUUUCUAAAAACCAAAUAAAGCUACCUAUGAAAAGGACCAAA